CUUUAAAGGAAUAUGGGAUGAGUCUGUUGAAUGGAGCUCAGAGUGAAGUCUGCACAGAAAGCGAAGGACGAGCAGCAGCGGGACGGAGGUUGGACACAAGACAUGAAACCCUGAGAGGAAGAUAAAUGAAUGAGCCAUGAGAGCGGAGAGAAAGUCGACGGAGUGAAGAGGAAGUUAUGAGCCGAAUUGCGACGAAUUACCGGGGAAGGUGUCUGUGAAAGCCGAGUGAAGGGGGAGGAAGAGACAACAAAGUCACAAGUGCAGUCAGGAGGCAGAUUUUCUGAGUCCUCGCCAUGGCCGACGUGCUGGAGAGCGGCGGGGGUCCGGGGGCCGUCAGAGUGGCCAGCGUGGAUUGGCAGAAGCGCUGCAUGGCUCUGGAGAUGCAGCUGCUGAGGUUCAGACUGCAGGCGGGGAAAAUACGAGAGCUGCUGGCAGAGAAGAUGCAGGAGCUGGAGCAGAGGGUGAUCGAGUCUGACCAGCGAGCUGAGAGUGCUGAGAAACAGAUCCAUGUCAUGGAAGAAAAGCUGAAGUCUGCAAACAUACAAACCAGCGAAUCAGAGAGCUCGUUGUACAGAAAGUAUCAAGAGCUGACCAAUCAGGUUCAAGAAAAAGAUGCUGUGAUAAAGAGAUUAGAGGUGCAGCUGGAAAAACAGAUCUUAGUCAGAGCCCAGGAGGCCAAAGUUAUCGAGGAGAAGGCGGCCAAGAUUAAAGACUGGGUCACCUUUAAGCUUAAAGAGAUGGAGCAAGAGAACCAGAAGCUUAAAAUGGCCAACCUGAAGCAGACAGAACAGAUAAUGCUGCUGCAGGACAAACUACAAGCUCUCUUAGAGAAACAUGCCUCCUCUGGAUCUCCUGCCACCUCUCCUGUAAUGGAUACCCACCUGGUGCCCAGCAGCCCGCUGUUUCCCCCCAGCUGCCCCGAGACCCCACCUGCACCGGAGGACUGCUGGAGGCAGGCCGGCCCCCGAGGAGCCUCUCACAUCAAGACCUCGCCCACAGACGUGAAGCAGAGCAGUAAAGCGGUUUGUCUCGGGGACCUGAGGGCCCAUGACACGGUGUCUAACAGUGGUCCCGAGCAGCUGGUGGUCCCCGAGGGUCCGGCAGGAGGCUCUGAUAGAGACAACUCCUCCGAUGAGCUCAACAGCAAGUUCCGCUCUCAGUGCCUCCACUCCUCCUCUUCCUCCUCCUCUUCCUCCUCAGCCUACGAGAUGGCCCACGGCCCGAGCUCCCCGGAGUUGUCCCUCAGGAUAACCCCCAAAAGCCCCCUCCUGUCGCGCUCCCCCUCCACCAACAACCCCUUCCCCAAUCCUUCAGUUCACCAAUCAGGCGCCAGCAUGACGCUCCCUAAAGUCCGGACCCCCCUCACCCCCAGGGACAGCAUCCAGCUGGUGAAGAAGCACUACAGCCAGCCGCAGCCCAGCCUGGACCGCCUGCAUCAGCUCAACGUCAGCAUCGACAUCAUGAGCCCCUCCUCCACCUGCUCCACCCUCAAGAGCUCGGGCACCUCGCCCUUCUCGCAGGUUGUGGAGGAGACGGACAUUGAUGAUGGGCUCCCCGACAGCAUGGACGGGGUGGUGGAGGAGUCUGGUUUAGAGGAGCUGUGCCGGGGGGGGGUCUCCUCCUCCGUGGGUCUCCCAGACGAACAGGAUCAGCUCGAUCCUCCGCCAACACCUCCGUUACACCGCUUCCCUUCAUGGGAGAGUCGGAUCUACGCUGUGGCAAAGUCAGGAAUGAGAGUAUCUGAGGCGAGUCCUGGAGCCAGGGGCCCCGGGCGAGGGUCCACCUUACCCCAAUAUCCAGCGGCAGGUCCGUUCACCCAGUUGAUCUACAAGAAUAUCAAUGUACCGGUCUACACCACACUGAAAGGGAAAGCCACUCAGAUCAGCAGCGUUCCUCUGCCUGACGAUGACUCCGGGUCUGAGGACGACAGCAGCUCUCUGGCCAGUUUACGCACCUCCAUCCUGAUCCCCGACAAGAAGGGCAGCGUCCCCGGGAGCCCCAGAGCCGCCAAGAGAGGUGUGUCCAUGUCCUCCAUCAGCUCAGAGAGCGAUUAUGCCAUUCCUCCAGAUGCAUACUCCCUGGACAGCGACUACUCUGAACCAGAACACAAAGUCCAGCGGACCUCCUCCUACUCCUGCGAGAGCACCGGGUCUGAGAUGCUGGAGAAGUCGGGGUACCUGCUGAAGAUGGGCAGUCAGGUGAAGGCCUGGAAACGCCGCUGGUUCAUCCUGAGGAACGGAGAGAUUCUCUACUACAAAUCUCCUAGUGACGUGAUCAGGAAACCUCAGGGUCAGAUCGAGCUGAACUCGGCCUGCAGUAUAGUCCGGGGAGAAGGAGCUCAGACAUUUCAACUGAUCACAGAGAAGAAGACCUUCUAUCUGACCGCCGACUCUCCCAACAUCCUGGAGGAGUGGAUCCGGGUCCUGCAGAACAUCCUCAGAGUCCAGGCCAGCAGCCCCGUUACCGUGGAGACCACCACCGCCAGGCCCACUGUGAGGGGCUGGCUCACAAAGGUCAAACACGGACACUCUAAGCUGGUGUGGUGUUCUUUGGUUGGAAAAUCCUUCUACUACUAUCGUAAUCAGGAAGACAAGUUGCCUCUGGGUCAGCUGCAGAUACGCUCCGCCUCCGUACAGGAAGUGGAUCGCUCCUGUGACUCGGAUGAGGACUAUGAAUCCGGCAAUCGAGGAUUCCUCUCCUCACACUGCACCUUGGUGGUCCAACCCCGAGACCAGAGUCCUACAUACCUGCUCAUCGGCACCAAGCAGGAGAAGGACACAUGGCUGUAUCACCUGACAGUGGCUGCCGGCAGCUGUGCAAACUUUAAAGUGGGAACAGAGUACGAGCAGCUGAUCGGUAAACUCCUCGAUGCAGAGGGAGACCCAGAAUCCUCCUUGUGGAAGAGCGAGGCCUUGAGCUUCUGUAAGGAGGGUCUGCACUCGCCUCUCAGCACUCUGCCCUCUGAAGCUCUGCAGACUGAAGCUCUCAAGCUAUUCAAGUCCUGUCAGCUCUUCAUCAACGUCCUGGCUGAGUCUCCUUCAGUCGACUACCACACCUCGCUGGCCCAGAAUGCUUUGCAAGUGUGCCUGACCCACCCCGAGCUGCAGAAUGAAGUUUACUGUCAGCUGAUCAAGCAGACCAACCGCCGGACACCUCACAACUACUCCCUCACACAGUGCUGGCAGCUGUUGUCUCUGUGUGUGGCUCUGUUCCUGCCUCAGCAACAUUUCCUGUGGUACCUGAAACAGUACCUGCAGCGCAACGCCGACCCAAAGAGUGAGGUGGGGAAGUAUGCCGUGUACUGUCAGAGGUCUGUGGAGCGGACACUGCAGAACGGAGAGCGAGAGGCCAAACCUUCCCGAAUGGAGAUCGUCUCCAUCCUGCUGAGAAACCCCUACCACCACUCACUGCCGUUCAGCAUCCCAGUGCACUUCAUGAACAACACCUACCAGGUGGUGGGUUUCGACGGCUCCACCACAGUGGAAGAGUUCCUCCACACGCUGAACCAGAGGAUCUGUGUGAGGAAGCCUCAGCUGUCGGGCUUUGCUCUCGUCACUGACGAUCCAUCGGGGAGAGACCUGGAGCACUGCCUGCUGCCGUCUGCCAAGAUCUGUGAUGUCAUAUCCAAGUGGGAGCAGGCCCUGAAGGAGUUGCAUCCUGGGAAAAAUGAGGGGACACGGAUUGUGCGUCUCACAUAUAAAAGCAGGUUGUGUUUCAGAGGUCAGGUGAAAGGAGAGACGGAGCGAGAGCGCCUCCUGCUGGCGUACCAGGUGAACGAUGAAGUGCACAAAGGCCACUUCCCUGUGAACAAAGAGCUGGCUCUGGAGGUGGCUGCCCUCAUGGCACAGGUUGAGCACAGUGACCUGGAGAAACCCGCUGCCUCCUCUCCUGCUGCGUCUCCUCAGCCCAAGUCCCAGCUGAUCCUCCUGCAGGCCUUGGAGCGAUUCUACCCCAAACGCUACAAACAGGACUGCAGCUCAGAGCAGCUCAGAGAUCUGACUGAGCGUCUGGCCACUAAGUGGUCCAUGCUACGUGGGUGCAGUGCACCUGAGUGUGUGAGAAUAUAUCUAACUGUGGCUCGGAAGUGGCCCCUGUUUGGAGCCAAACUCUUCAGCGCCAAGCCGGUCCCCCCAUCUCCUGUCGAGCAGAGCCAAGGGUGGCUGGCAGUCAAUGAAGAUGGACUGUGUGUGCUGGACUACACAAUGCACACGCUGGUCACAUACUCCUACCAGUCUGUGAUCACAUUCGGAGGUUUCCGUGACGAUUUCAUGGUGGUCACGAGCCAGCAGAGGGAGCCUGGAGUCGGGAAGAAGAGCGUGGAGAAGCUGGUCUUUGUGAUGGCCAAACCAAAGAUUCUGGAGCUCACUCUGCUCAUGGCCAGCUACAUCAACCACUGGACCCCCGGCCCCCCGUCGGCCGCCCAGCAGCCCCUCGGCCACUGGGACGUAGACAGCCGCCACUUCCCCGCCAUGAACUACACCACCAAGGGCCCCACACUACUGUGAAAUAUGCAAACAGCAAGACUGUUAAACUACAGGGAGGCUCAGCAACAUUACCUUUUAGUUAAAUGCAUCGGGUUUCAUGUCAGAGUUUUUACAGAAGAGAUUAUUUUUUCCUUUUUUUAUGAAGAUUUAGAAAUGUCAGAAAAAGUCUUGUUAGACUAUUUAUUUCAACAACAAAAGAGUGUUUCAACUCUGCUUUAUUUAGAUGUAAGGUUUUAAUUCCUUGUUGGAAUAAUUUGCAUAAUACAGAAGUGGCUUAGAGGACACAUUUCCACCCGCAGUGUCGUCCUGUUAGUCGCCUUUAUUUUGACAGUGGUGCGUUCAGGCUCUUCCUGUCAUGAGCUGAGAGCUGCUUGGACUGGAACACAGUGUUCUGUGUCACUGUGUCGCUGUACCAGGAUUAUUAACUCAUACUUGACGAUGAACCAGAGUUGAAAUCAUUCAGGAGGUACUGUGCAUUCAGAAAGGGAUUGAUAUGUCAUACAGUAUGACACUUUUUAGCAUCUUAAUUUGAUACAAACCAUAUCUAAUAUGAAUUAAAGUAAGAAAUUAAACAAACAGAUAUUUGAAUGAUGGACUAAUCUGAUUCUUUUCUCAAUUCAUUGAUUCAUUAUUUGGUCUGUAAAGAAUCUGAAAUACGUUGAAAUAGUGUUUUUCUGAAAACCAAAGAUAUUAAUUUUUAAUCUUAACGAAAAAAGAGCACAAAUAUUAGCAUUUGCUAAAAUCACUGCAUUUGUGUAACUAAAAAAUUAUGAUAAAUCAAUUGUUUGAAUAGUUAGAUUAUUUUCGGUAGGUAAACUAAUCAAUAAAACAACUAUUUGCGUAUAAAGUCGACUAAAUCCUCGACUAAAAACCCCACAAAGAAAAUGUAAGAAACCUUUUUUUAAUCCUAUUAUCAUUUGUUUUGAACCCUAACCUAAUAUGUAGCCCAAAGCAGUCCAAGUAACAGUAAAGUAUCUGCUGUUGCUGCAGUACUAUAAUAAUGUGACGGAGACACACAGGUACAGGACAGGAUGUAAAAAGCUGUUUAACAGUGAAGGUACUGUGAGUUUAAUGAAACCUGUUUGUGUGUUACUUCUCUGAUGGUCCUCUCAUUACACAUACAGCAUAUUAAUAAUCAGGUCCCUCAGUGUUUUAAUAAUCAACACAAAAGGAGAAAACUAAUACAUAAAAUAAUAGCUACCAAAAUAUUUGAAUGACUUGAACUGUUUUGGAUCAAACCACUUUCUUGCUCAUGUCCAUAUUAGUUAUUUAUUUGUAUUUCAAACAUGUUUUUGGCUUUUGCUUUGUAGGGUACACAUGUUUUUGUCACAUGAAUAUUUUGGGAAAGGUUCAGCUUCCUUUAUGUCGAGUAAUUUAAGAGCAGAGUAUGUUUGUGACUGUGUCUGUACUGCGAUGUGUCACAAUGUUUGAAAGAUGGUGUCUUUAUGUUUGAGUGUGUGGGAAAAAAAUAAACGGUACAAUAUG
Molecule: messenger RNA, 5969 nt
Organism: Trematomus bernacchii (emerald rockcod)
Lineage: Eukaryota; Metazoa; Chordata; Actinopteri; Perciformes; Nototheniidae
Gene: plekhh1
Product: pleckstrin homology domain containing, family H (with MyTH4 domain) member 1
Exons: 30
Coding region: 294-4505 (1403 amino acids)
Cellular component (GO): cytoskeleton
Source: RefSeq, a predicted model, not a curated record